Rotaria sp. Silwood2 is the source of this 885-nucleotide messenger RNA. NCBI's taxonomy places the organism in Eukaryota, Metazoa, Rotifera, Eurotatoria, Philodinida, Philodinidae. The record is from the annotation of a GenBank genome assembly.
AUGACGGGGUUAAAAGAACCAUCUAAUUCUUCACCGAUAGGUUCUUCACGUUUGCAUGACAAUCUGAAUAAUAGUCAUUUAUUACCUAUUCAACAUUUUCAUCAAUCUCAACGUCUUCGAAAAGAUGAACGAGAUCUUGAUACUGAAGAAGAAAAUUGGUUUAAUGAUGAUGGGGAUGAAAAUAAACUAUCAUUUAAUAAUCAUGGUACAUUAUUUAAUGGUGGCUCGGACGAUGAAGACAGUCAGCCGGAAAUAAGUGGAAAUAGUAGUGCAAUUUCAACUAAUGAACCCAUUCGAUCGCAUCAUCUUCUCGUAGAUAAUGACGAUGAUGGAUUGCCAAUGGCAUCCACCGAAAAAAAAUCAAGAACAUCACGUUCCCAGUAUAAUAAACCACUAAUCAGUAUUCAUAUUCGACGUUCACCGAUAUCUUCUGUUGGUCAAUUACCUCCAUCCUCCUCCUCAUCAUCAUCUUCAAGUUCUGAAAAUGAUUCAACACUUCGAGUUGAGAUUCCUCAAUCGACAACAAAUGGUUCUCCAACUUCAUCAUCACCUCGACAAAUUGAGCCAACAUCUACGUUUACUUUGAGUCCUGGUUUAUCGAGUAUUGCUGAUCAGUAUAAUGAUGAUGAAAAUGAACAAGAAGAAGAAGAAGAAGUUGAACCCGAUGUGUCUGUAAAAUCAAAUCAAUCCAAUGACAAUACUAGUAACAGUGAUUUAUGUACAUCAACAACACGUAAACGUAAAAUUGAUGAAGAUAAUAAUAAUAAUAAAGAUGAGCAAUAUUUUUCAUCAAUAUCGAAUGAUAAUAAUACAUCUUCAUCAAAUGAUAAUAAUACUGAACAAACUAAAGUAUUUAAACGGAGUAAUGAUGAAUUAACAAAGUGA